This is a messenger RNA of Austrofundulus limnaeus, 3993 nucleotides long. It is a transcript of the gene hspa12b, whose product is annotated as heat shock protein 12B. The transcript has 14 exons. The record is from RefSeq and is a predicted model, not a curated record. Bases 940 to 2991 code for a protein of 683 amino acids. Lineage: Eukaryota; Metazoa; Chordata; Actinopteri; Cyprinodontiformes; Rivulidae.
AUAUUUAAUUCUUUAUCUGAACAAACUGUGUGACUUUCUGGCACCAGAUUUCUGCUUCUAAUCACCUGAUAAUGGUUGAAAAACACUGCAUACUUUAAAAUAACAAGUACCAUAAUUUACCUAUUUAAAUUUAUGUUGCUGCAUUGAACUAUUUAUUUUAAAUUGAUCUGCUUGUACGUGAAACGACGAAAAAAAAUUUAAGCAUUUCUGGAGCAUUCCCCAAAUGACUGAAAAUACUCCACUAUCAGAGGAGACACUAAAAAAAGGUGUCAUCGCUUGUUUAGGUUUGGCCCAGCACACCUGGCUUCUUCCUGCUUUGGUCUGCGACGAGUAAAGGCAGGAAAUGCAACGUAAAGGAAUGUGAAAACUAAAAUAAAAAAGGUGGGAAAGGCAAUGAGAAAAGUGAAUCUUAGAUUGAUUCACAGAUCAGGAAGAGCUGAUUAAACUGGUGGAUGUGGAGGAGUUUAGGAGGGCAGCGUGACUCAAUCAGGAUAAAACAGUAAAAUUACUCCACCCUCAGCCUCCAGCUUCUCCAGUGAGGUAACCCCCCCACAACCAACACCCCCUCCUCAUACUGUCACAGCCCUCCCACUCCUGCAGCUGGUUCAGUGUGUGUGUGUCACCACUUUCCCCUCUUACAAAGCAGAAACGUCUGACUGCAGAACCGCACCGAGGGAGGUGCGGUUUGUAUUUAUCCCUCAUCAGGGUCCUCUGCAAGUUCCCCCCACUCGAACCUGGAACACACAAAUCAGCAAAACGUUGGAAGCUUUCACUCGUUUCGAAGGGUUUUUAUUUGGAGAAGCAUCCUCUUCUAUCCAGCAGCAGCAGCAGCAGCUUCCCACUCCUCUCCUCUCCCUGGAGGCUGAUUUGGACUUGGAAGACGUUUUCUCCUCUUCUGUCGCUCGUAAAGCUUUUAAAGCGAUCCUGGCUCCCGUAGAAAUGGCUGACGAGGAGCAGCCAGAUCCCAACUACCUGCAGAUACCAGAUGAAAAUGUCUCCACGCCGUCCUCUCCUGCCACAGCCAGAAGCGACUGCAGUAUCACGCCGCUCACACCCUCGGCUUCACCGAGGGUAGAGGUCAGACCCAGAAUGGCUUGUCCAUUUUCUGUUGUUGUGGCGAUAGACUUUGGGACAACCUCCAGCGGCUACGCCUUCAGCUUCACGGAGGACUCAGAGGCCAUACACAUGAUGAAACGCUGGGAGGGCGGUGACCCCGGCGUGGCCAACCAGAAGAGCCCAACGUGCCUGCUGCUGACUCCCGAAUUAAGGUUCCACAGUUUCGGGUUUGCGGCGCGAGACUUCUACCAUGACCUGGAUCCAGAGGAGGCCCAGCACUGGCUUUACUUUGAUAAAUUUAAAAUGAAGAUCCACAGCACGAGUGACCUGACGAUGGAGACGGAGCUGGAGGCGGUUAACGGUCGGAAGGUCAGGGCGAUCGAGGUGUUCGCACACGCCCUGCGCUUCUUCAGAGAGCACGCUCUGAAGGAGGUGAAGGACCAGUCGUCGUCCGUAUUGGAAGGAGAGGAGAUCAGAUGGGUGAUCACCGUCCCCGCCGUGUGGAGACAACCUGCCAAGCAGUUCAUGAGGGAGGCUGCGUACAUGGCCGGUCUGGUGUCUCCCGACUGUCCCGAACAGCUCCUCAUCGCUCUGGAGCCCGAGGCCGCCUCCAUCUAUUGUCGCAAGCUCCGCCUCCACCAGGUGCUCGACCUGAGCGUGCAGCCAAUCACAAACGGCCCGGACCUGGACGGGUCCCGGGGCUUUGACUCCAGCUUCAGGCAAGCGAGGGAGCAGCUGAGACGAUCCAGACACAGCAGGACCUUUCUGGUGGAAAGUGGGACCGGAGAGCUGUGGUCAGAGCUGCAGACUGGUGACAGGUACGUUGUUGCAGACUGUGGAGGAGGAACGGUGGAUUUGACAGUUCAUCAGAUUGAGCAGCCUCAGGGGACACUGAAAGAGCUCUACAAAGCUUCAGGCGGUCCUUACGGCGCUGUCGGCGUAGACCUGGCUUUUGAAGCCAUGCUGUGUCAGAUCUUUGGAGAGGACUUCAUUCAGAGCUUUAAAGCCAAGCGGCCGGCGGCCUGGGUGGACCUCAUGAUCGCAUUCGAAGCGAGGAAACGGACAGCGUCGCCGGGGAGAGCCAACGCCCUGAAUAUCUCCCUGCCCUUUUCUUUCAUCGACUACUACAAAAGACACAGGGGGCACAGCGUGGAGGCCGCCCUGAGGAGGAGCAAUAUGAAGAUAGUGAAGUGGUCGUCCCAGGGCAUGCUGCGGCUGACGCAGGAAGCUAUGAACGAACUCUUCCAGCCCACCAUCAGCAAUAUAGUUAAACACAUAGAGGAGUUGAUGUUGAAGCCGGAGGUGCACGGUGUGCGUUUCCUCUUCCUGGUUGGUGGGUUUGCAGAGUCGCCCAUGCUGCAGAAAUCAGUCCAGAGGGCUCUGGGACGGGCGUGUCGCAUCAUCAUCCCUCACGACGUUGGACUGACCAUACUGAAGGGGGCCGUGCUCUUCGGGCUGGAUCCCACCGUGGUCAGGGUGCGACGAUGCCCGCUGACCUACGGGGUCGGCGUCUUGAACCGGUUCCUGGACGGACGCCACCCCCGGGACAAACUCCUCAUCAAAGACGGGCGCGAGUGGUGCACGGACAUCUUCGACCGCUUCAUCUCCGUCGACCAGUCGGUGGCUCUGGGAGAGGUCGUGAGGCGGAGCUACACGCCCGCUCGGGCGGGCCAGCGCAAGAUCAUCGUCAACAUCUACUGCAGCGCCACCGACGACGUCACGUACAUCUCCGACCCCGGCGUCAGGAAGUGCGGAACCGUAACGCUGGACUUGCCCGAGCCUUUGCCGCCACUCGGAGCGGUGGGCGGAGCCGGGGCAGAGAGACGGGAGAUCAGGGCCACCAUGCAGUUCGGAGACACGGAGAUCAAAGUCACGGCCGUUGACGUCAUGUCCAACCGCUCCGUCCGGGCUUCCAUAGACUUCCUGUCCAAUUAAAGACCAUCUGAAACUCACUAGAACUGAUCCGAUGAGGGAAAAUUACAGAGAAAUCAAUCCAUGAUGUUGUGGGGUUUUCAUAUUGAAUAUCUUCCACUGAUUAGCAUAGACACCUUAAAACCUAAUUAUUUCAAACUUUUAUAUCUGUAUUAUCUAAAAAUCAAGUAUGCUACCUGAAGACUGGCUCAUCGUUAAAAUUCUCAUCAUAUAACUGAUACCUCAUUUAAAUCCUGAUAUAAACUUGGACUGAAGCUUUGGUUCUUUAAUGUGGAAGUGCUCCAUCUAGUGGUGAAAAGGUUAAACUACAAGCUAUUUUGAGUUUAGAAAUCGUGAUCCCCUCUGAAAACUUGAAAUUAUCUUUUACAAAACCCUGUUUUACCCUUACUGGGACUCUAACAUGAUUUCUUUAUCAGCUCAACUCUGAAAACUUGCUUCAAAUCCAUCGAUUUUUGUGUGGAAACAAGCCUGAGACGAUUAAAAACAAACCUCCCCCCAGCCCACAAAACACUUUAAGUAGAAGUUGCCUUGUUAGAUUAUGCCUCAAUAGAAAGGAUCAGUCUAAAAUUUACCAAAAUAAAAGCUACAAUGAUGCUAAAGCUCCAUGUAGCUACUGUAAAACAAACUAUUCAUUCUGAUCCAUUAGUUUCUUUUACAGUUCUUGAUAAGUGCAGCUUUACAGGGAGUUUCUACAAAUCAUAAUGUUUGAUGCAACUUUACUGAACCGACUUCCAGAAUUAAAUAAGCUUAAACACUCUGAAGUUAGAACACCUGAAUCAAGUCAGCCUUAAACCAGUACCAAGACUGUCAAAGUGAACUGUUGCUGGAAACUAUAUCGUUUGGUACAAAAAAUGAGGGAAAUCUUGGGAAAUUUUAGUUAUGUUAAACUAUGAUAAGCUGAAGUAAAUAUUUUUAACCGUCACAUCAAAUCAACACAUUUUGAUGAAUCAAACUGGUUUUCUUUAUUGUAAUAAACUGUUUAUAAUUAAACCGUUGACUCAGUAA